AUGAGGUGUCAAGGAGACAAGUCAAUUCGAGAAAAUUUAAGAAUUCCUUCACAGUAUAUCCCUGGGAAGAAAACAGCAUUCUUCUUAAGUCCUAAGGUGAUCCCGGCUUCCCAGUUGGUCUUCUUCACCUGCAUCUGGAUGGCACUGAUGUCAAAUGCUUGUGCUGCUGGUGAAAUCAAGAAGCCCCACCAGCGCUGCUUCUCUUCAGUGAAGCCGACCCGCAAACAAGAAACUAGAAUGAGGAACGAUGACAGUGCCAAAGUGUGGCCCCUGAGGUAUAAGCAACUUCUCCAUAUAGAGGACCAGAAUUCUGCAGUGAGACCUGGAUUUGGAGGAUCUCCAGUGCCUGUGGGUAUAGAUGUCCAGGUUGAAAGCAUUGACAGCAUUUCAGAGAUUAACAUGGACUUUACAAUGACUUUUUAUCUCAGGCAUUACUGGAAAGAUGAAAGACUUGCCUUUCCCAGCAAAACCAACAAAAGCAUGACUUUUGAUCACAGAUGAAUCAAAAAGAUUUGGGUGCCUGAUAUCUUUUUUGUCCGUUCGAAGAGAUCCUUCAUCCAUGAUACAACUGUGGAGAACAUCAUGCUGUGUGUACACCCUGAUGGAAAUGUCCUCUUCAGCGUCAGGAUAACUGUUACAGCAAUGUGCUUUAUGGAUUUCAGCAGGUUUCCACUUGACACUCAAAAUUUUUCCCUUGAACGGGAAAGCUAUGCCUACAAUGAGGAGGAUCUAAUGCUGUACUGGAAACAUGGAAACAAGUCCCUGAAUACUGACGAGCAUAUUUCGCUUUCUCAGUUCUUCAUCGAGGAAUUCGGUGCAUCCGGUGGAUUUGCUUUCUAUAGCAGCACAGGUUGGUACAGGCUUUUCAUCAACUUUGUGCUAAGGAGGCAUAUUUUCUUCUUCGUGCUGCAAACCUGUCUCCCGGCUGUGUUGAUGGUAAUGCUUUCCUGGGUUUCAUUUUAGAUUGACCAGAGAGCUGUUCAUGCAAGAGGGACACUUGGAAUCAUGGUGCUGACCAUGUCCACGAUCCUCUCUGGGGUGUGCGCCUCCAUGCAGGUGUCCUACGUCAAGGCCGUGGACGUGUACCUGUGGGUUAGCUCCCUCUUUGUCUUCCCGUCAGUCCUUGAGUAUGCAGCCGUGAACUACCUCACCACAGUGAAGACAGGGAAGAUUUCUGGAAUGUACAGUAUUGAUGCAGCUCAAGCCAUGGCCUUCGAUGGUUGUUACCAUGACAGUACAACUGACACGGACCAGACAUCCUUUUCUCUACACUCAGAAGAGGACUCCAUGCAAGAAAGAUGCACAGGCAACCUCAGCACAGAUUCACCUCUGAUAAGAAGAAAAUCACUAGGAGGGCAGGUUGGUAGAAUCAUUCUGGAGAACAACCAUGUCAUUGACACCUAUUCAAGGAUUUUAUUUCCCAUUGUGUACAUUACAUUUAAUUUGUUUUACUGGAGUAUUUACGUGUGA
Globicephala melas (long-finned pilot whale) is the source of this 1470-nucleotide messenger RNA. The record is from RefSeq and is a predicted model, not a curated record. Lineage: Eukaryota; Metazoa; Chordata; Mammalia; Artiodactyla; Delphinidae.